GAGGGCUACAGAGGAGAGAGAGAGGCUAGGGUUUCUUAAAGCCCACAGCCAUAUUCCUCUAAUUCAGAUCAACAACAGGAACAAGAAGAAGAAGAAGAAAAUGGCCAUUUUUCAGAGUCCCCAUCUCUUAGUACUCACAUUUGGCAUUCUUGGCAACGUCAUUUCCUUCUUCGUCUACUUGGCUCCUCUGCCGACGUUCUACCGAAUAUGGCGAAAGAGGUCGACCGAGGGCUUCCACGCACUGCCAUAUCUGGUGGCGCUCUUCAGCUCCACCCUUUGGCUCUACUACGCCUUCCUCAAAACUAACGUCUUCCUUCUCAUCACCAUCAACACCUUUGGCUGCGUCAUCGAGUUUCUCUAUUUCAUCGUCUUUGUCACCUUCGCCACGGACCCAGCCAGGAGGUUGACGAUGAGAAUCUUUGGUGUGAUGAACAUGGGGCUGUUGGGACUGAUCCUUGUUUCAAUUCACUUCAUUUCCAAAUCUUCGGAUCGUGUUAAAGUUGUGGGGUGGAUCUGUGUGGCUGUUUCUGUCUCUGUUUUUGCAGCUCCUUUGAGCAUUCUGAGACAAGUUGUUCGAACAAAGAGUGUUGAGUUUAUGCCAUUUCCAUUGUCGUUCUUCCUUACAUUGAGUGCCAUAAUGUGGUUUGCUUAUGGCCUUCUCCUAAAAGAUAUAUGCAUUGCUAUUCCAAAUGUAAUGGGGUUCAUAUUGGGGUUACUUCAAAUGGUGUUAUAUGGAAUUUACAGAAAGAGGAAAGAGGAGAAAGAGAAGCUACCAGAACAGCUAAAAAACACAAGUUGUGGAGCUGCUGAGGUCCAUCCUGUUACUGAUGCAAACAAAAAUGAUGCACAAAACCAAACCAAUCAAUGUGCUGUUUAAUAAUUCCACUUUUUCUUUAUAUUUUCCUCUCUCUCUCCUCCUCCCCUACCAAAAUGGCCCUUUCUCUCUCCUCUCCAACAACUUUUACCUAUAUUACUAUAAUCACAUCCAUUUCUCAUUCAGAUUCGGAA
Molecule: messenger RNA, 1008 nt
Organism: Momordica charantia (bitter melon)
Lineage: Eukaryota; Viridiplantae; Streptophyta; Magnoliopsida; Cucurbitales; Cucurbitaceae
Gene: SAG29
Product: senescence-associated gene 29
Biological process (GO): carbohydrate transport
Cellular component (GO): membrane
Molecular function (GO): sugar transmembrane transporter activity
Source: RefSeq, a predicted model, not a curated record